GAAAAUCACUGCACGGAAAGUCGGACUCAGCUCAGCUCUGAUCAGUGUGUGUUGUGCAGUGCUCUGCGUUUUCUUAGGUCGCAGUCAUGGCGAAAUUCGGCGGAUCACUGCAUUUUCUAGCGGUAUUUGCACUGGUACUAGUAUGUUUAUGGAUUCCGUCGUCUCAUUGCGCCAAAAAACCAGCAGGAUUGGCCAGAAAAGAAGACAUUCCCUUUAUAAAAUGCCAAGUCUGCGAGAAGUUAUCGUCCGAAAUAUUCCGCCAGGUUCAAGCCAAGGAAGCUGAGAUCUCUCCGAAGAAGGUAUCGGAGUAUCAAAUUAUAGAAAUUGCUGAGAAUGUUUGUAAUCUGAAGAAGAAAGAAGCUGAUUGGAUUCUUAAAAUUGAUAUUGUUGAGAAAGGGGACAAAUUGGAGCUUGUUGAGCAAGAUUCCGAAGGACAGUGCAAUUCAGAAUGUAAAACAAUCGAGCGAGCUUGCCAAGAGGUUUUGGGUUAUUCUGAUACAGAUGCUGCAGAGUAUUUAUAUAAAAAGAAACCCCAGCUUGGUUCUUUUGUAAAGUUCGUUUGUAAGGACCUUACAGAUGCGUGCACCUCAGACCCACCACCAGUCCCUAAGGAUAGGGUUCCAGGAGAGCCAUUUCUUGCCAAGUCUGAGAAAGAGGCGGAGAUGGAGCGGCUGAUGAAAUCGAUGGAAGGAAUGCCCGGAGCACCAGGGAUGAAGAUGUACUCGCGGGAGGAUUUGAUGAACCAGAACUUUGGCGAUGAGGAUGCAGAUGAAGAUGACGACGACGAGGCAGAUUUUCCGUCAAAGCUGGGGAAAGUACUAAAACAGAAAGAAACAAAGAAGCUGGAUUGGAAGGAGAGGGUCAAGAAAGAAGUCUUCGACGCCGGGGAGAAACUGAAAGGCCACGCCGACAAAGUUUCACACAGAAUAAGGCAGUGGUGGCGAAGCAGGACAGCGAGCUCAAAGUCAGAGUUGUAGAACUCGACACGCCCCCAUGACAAACAUCGCCUCCACUUUUGGCGGAGGUUUGAGUCGCGCUAAUGGUGCUCCAUCCCGGACUUGUCGUGGAGAUUGGAGACGGCUGCAACUUAUUACGGCGACUAAGGUAAAUUCACUUUUCGAGUAAAUUUUCACAAUAGUUGCUUUGUUACAAGUCUGGAGUAAAUUUUCACUUAAUAGAUGAGUCAUGGAUUAAGGUAGUUAGCUUGAGUUUGUUUACUUUUACCGUUUUCAAUAACUAACGAUAAAAUGUCCUAAAAUACUUCCAUGGAGAUAAAAAGAGGUUUUUAGGUGAA
Messenger RNA from Andrographis paniculata, 1294 nucleotides. RefSeq lists its product as uncharacterized. The coding region runs from base 87 to 977 and encodes 296 amino acids. The record is from RefSeq and is a predicted model, not a curated record. The transcript has 8 exons. Lineage: Eukaryota; Viridiplantae; Streptophyta; Magnoliopsida; Lamiales; Acanthaceae.